AUGGCCCCGGGCGCGCGCAUUGCCGUCUACAAAGCGUGCUGGGACGAAGGGUGCGCGAGCUCUGACAUCCUCGCCGCAUUUGACGAGGCCAUCACAGACCGUGUCGACGUUAUCUCUGUCUCGCUCGGCGACACCGGCUUGGCCGACAACUUUUACAGCGACACAACCGCGGUGGGGGCGUUCCGCGCCGUCAGCAAGGGCAUCGUCGUCUCCGCCUCAGCGGGAAACUCUGGCCCCGGGGACUCCACCGCCGUGAACAUCGCGCCGUGGUUCUUGACGGUGGGCGCGUCCACACUCAACCGCCGAUUCCCGGGCGACGUCGUUCUCGGCAACGGAGAGACCUUCACGGGCACUACUCUUUACGCCGGCGAGCCGCUCGGCGCGACCAAGUUACCAGUGGUCUAUGGAGGGGACGUGGGCUCCAAAGUGUGCGAAGAGGGGAAGCUGAAACCAGCCAAGGUAGCCGGGAAGAUUGUUUUCUGCGAACUGGGUGUAACGGCUCAAGCAGCGAAAGGACAAGCCGUCAAGCUCGCCGGUGGCGCCGGAGCAAUCCUCACCGGCGCCAAAGAAGACGGCGAGCAGGUCAUCACCAGCCCCCAUGUCCACCCCGCCACGGACGUCCCAUUUGCUGCCGCCGAGAAGAUUAAAAAGUACAUACGCACGCAAACUUCCCCUACGGCGACGAUCAUCUUCCGCGGCACCGUGGUCGGCUCGACGCCUCCUUCCCCUAGAAUGGCGUCUUUCUCGAGCCGCGGGCCGAACUUCCGCGCGCCGGAGAUCCUCAAGCCGGACGUGACCGCGCCUGGCGUGGACAUCCUCGCCGCUUGGACGGGCGCCAACUCGCCCUCCGAGCUCGACUUUGACACGAGGCGAGUGAACUACAACAUCAUAUCGGGCACGUCCAUGUCAUGCCCGCAUGUGAGCGGCAUCGUCGCGCUGCUCCGGCAGGCGAGGCCGGAGUGGAGCCCCGCCGCUAUCAAGUCCGCCCUGAUGACCACCGCGCGCAACAUGGACAACGCCGGCGGCGUGAUCGGAGACAUGUCCACCGGCGAGGCGUCCACGCCGUUCGCGCGCGGGGCCGGACACAUCAGCCCCAACAGCGCGGUCGACCCGGGCCUUGUGUACGACGCCGGCACGGAGGACUACAUCACCUUCCUGUGCGCACUCGGCUACACUGCCAAGCAGGUCGCCGUGUUCGGCUCGUCCACCAGCUGCUCGACGCGCGCGGGCUCCUCUGUGGGCGACCACAACUACCCAGCCUUCUCCGUGGUGAUCACCUCGAACAAAAAAAAGGCGGUCGUCACACAGCGCCGCGUUGUGCGCAACGUCGGCAGCGACGCCACGACGACGUACCGGGCCAAGAUCACCGCCCCGGACGGCGUGCUCGUGACGGUGAGCCCCGAGACAUUGCGGUUCAGUGCGACGCAGAAGACACAGGGGUAUGCGGUCACCUUCGCGCGGGAAAUCGGCGCGAGCGUCACGGAGAAGUACACGUUUGGGUCGAUCGAGUGGAGCGACGGCGAGCACACGGUGACGAGCCCCAUCGCCAUCACUUGGCCGACGAGCCAGGUCGCGGAGAUGUGA
This is a messenger RNA of Triticum turgidum subsp. durum (durum wheat), 1584 nucleotides long. Lineage: Eukaryota; Viridiplantae; Streptophyta; Magnoliopsida; Poales; Poaceae. The record is from the annotation of a GenBank genome assembly.